Messenger RNA from Manduca sexta (tobacco hornworm), 4885 nucleotides. It is a transcript of the gene Herc4, whose product is annotated as probable E3 ubiquitin-protein ligase HERC4. The record is from RefSeq and is a predicted model, not a curated record. Gene Ontology annotation, molecular function: ubiquitin protein ligase activity. Bases 619 to 3459 code for a protein of 946 amino acids. The transcript has 20 exons. NCBI's taxonomy places the organism in Eukaryota, Metazoa, Arthropoda, Insecta, Lepidoptera, Sphingidae. Gene Ontology annotation, biological process: protein ubiquitination; ubiquitin-dependent protein catabolic process.
AUGUAUCCAAACACAAGUUUUGACAGUUCAACCAAUCGGAUACAGACCAACGAAGAUUGUUCUCGACUUUUGAAAAUGUAUUUUUAUUAUUUUUCACUAUGUCGCAGGUGAAAUUAAUUGUGUAAACAGUAAGCACCGGUGAUCAGAUUCCAUUUACUCCAAAACUACCUCCAUUCAGAUAGACUGAGCAGGGUCGCAAGUAGAGGUUAUAUUUUAAGCCGUAAAAUUAUAAUCAUUAAAUAAGUACAUGAAAAUGUUUUGUUGGGGUAAUGCAACUCAUCAUGAAUUGUGUAUAGAAGGUCCGGAAACAAUUGAUUUGGUAAUAAAACCAACACUUUCAAAAUGGUGUGAAAGUAAUCGCAUACAAUCAGUAGCAGCAGGAGAAUUCCACACCCUUUAUUUGACUAACAAUGGUCAUCUAUACUCAUGUGGCAGUAAUGAUGUUGGUCAGCUUGGCAGACACACUGAAUCAAAUGAAGGCAAGAGCCCAGUCUUGACAUUUUCGCAGCAUUGGUGGACACGUUUAGAGAUUGCACAAUAUCGACAAUAGCAUGUGGGCUUCAACACUCUGUUGCGGUGGAUGAAUGGGGGCAGUCAUUCAGUUGGGGUUCGGACAGUAUGGGCCAGCUCGGCAGCAAUCUUGGUGCUCAUGCUCAGGACAAACCUAAGUUUAUGAAAGGUCUCGCAACCAAAACUGUCAUACAAAUUGCUUGUGGGGCUUACCAUUCUAUAGCUUUAACAAACAAUGGUGAACUAUACACUUGGGGUGCCAACAGUUAUGGUCAGUGCGGUUUGGGAAACAUGUCGAAUAAGGAAAUGACGCCGCAACAAAUCACAUCCUUGGUCGGCGUCCCUAUUGCUCUGAUUGCGAGCGGCAGUAACCACACGUUCGCUUUGUCGAAGUCGGGUGCCGUGUUUGGAUGGGGAAAAAAUUCACACGGGCAACUAGGAUUACAAGACAGAGAGAAUAAAUGCUAUCCGACACAUUUGAAAAGCUUGAGAAAUGUUAAGGUAUGCCACAUAGCAUGCGGUGAAGAUUUCACAGUGUUCCUCACGCUGGACGGUGGCGUGUUCACAUGUGGCACGGGAGAGUACGGGCAGACUGGACACGGUACCACUAGAGAUGAGCUGGUUCCUAGAAAGAUAGUGGAGCUGAUGGGCAGCACGGUGACGCAGGUGGCGUGCGGGCGGCGGCACGUGCUGGCGCGCGUGGGCGAGCGCGUGCUGGCGUGCGGGUACGGCGCGCGCGGGCAGCUCGGCUGUCCGCACGUGGCCGUGGCGCUCGUGCCCACGCCCGUGCCCUUCGCGCCCGCCGACCUCGCGCCCCCCAAGAAGAAAGCAAAGGUCGAGAGUACGAUGACGAUUGGCCGAUCUGGCAGCGCGGGAGCCUCUAAACAAUAUUUUUCGCCUGACAUCUUGAAGGGUCCGGUGAAGGUGUUCGCUGGUGGUGACCACAGUUUUCUGGUGGUGAACUGCGACAAGGUGGACUUCCGAGCGCCCGACCACACUAAACAAAUACUCACUCUAACUUUGCCUAAGCUAGCUGCGUGCGAAGUUUUCAAAGACCACGAUGUUGUUAAUCAGGAUUUAAUGGCCUACCUCGAAACUGUAUUUGGUUCCCUCGCAUGUGUAAAUGCAUCAUUUUUACUACCAAAUAAUGCACACUUUGGUUGCAACACCAAGACGCCAGGUGUCGAUUUAAGAAAAGCAGAAGAAGCUUUCACACUAGUGAGCAGAUUUGAAAAUAGUUCAAUCAAGGAACUCAUAUUCAGUCAUCUAACAGAAAAUAUAAUAAAGAAAGUGAAAAUGUCUCCACCGGACGCAGAGGCUCUCAGAAUGUUUCUUAUUUUGCCGUUGUACCAUGAAAUGAGAAAUCCGCGGCGGCAUUCAGAAUUGCAGGGCCCGUUCGCGGAGGCGUUCAACAAUCUAUCGGCGCAUCCACAGAAAAUUGUUACUCUUUGGUGGGAGGCGCAAACGACGGAAUAUUUCGAGAUGUUAGUGGAUAUCUUUAAAAGUGUUAUCGUGUACGAACUUAUACAGCCCGGUGUGUGUGCCAAUAAGAGAAUAUAUUUUACACACAGUAUAAUACAAAUAUUGAAUGUAUUAUCAUUGUUAAACAAAAUAAACUUCUCAAAUCCAAAGACACCUAAAAUACCGGCCGAAUGUUUCUACAUAGAAGAUCUUUGUAAUUACGUGGACAUAGCGGCAGAUUACAUUAAUUGGUUGUCGGAUCAAAAUUCAAUACAAACACACAUGUGUAAUUACGCGUUCCUAUUCGACGUUCAAUGCAAGUCGUUACUACUCAAAAUCGAUCAGCAACUGCAAAUGCAGAUAGCGAUUAGCCGCGCCGCUACACAGAUAUUCACCAGGAUGUUUGUAGACCCGUCGUAUGAAUUCCGACGGGACCAGUUCCUGAGUCUGGUGGUGUCCAGGGAUCACAUAGUCAGGGACACUAUGGCGCAGAUCAGCAGUCAUGAUACGUCACAGUUAAAAAAGCCUCUUAGAGUACAGUUUGUAGAAGAAGAGGCGGAAGACGCCGGCGGAGUAAAGAAAGAAUUCUUUUUCCUAUUGCUCAAGGAAAUAUUCGAUCCCGUGUACGGAAUGUUCAAACAGUCCGAAGAAACUAACAUGAUUUGGUUCUCGAACAAUCCGUUCGAAGACGAUGUUAUGUAUUAUUUGAUUGGUGCAAUAUACGGUCUAGCUAUAUACAACUCUAUAAUCAUAUACGUUCCGUUCCCGUUGGUACUGUACAAGAAGUUGUUGGGCGAGACGGUGAUGUUGGACGACUUGUCGGAUUUGUACCCGACACUCGCGAACAGCUUGAAGAGCUUGUUGGCGUAUCCUGACGAGGAUGUUGAGGAGGUAUUCAGCUUGUAUUUCGCCGUGAACACAGUAAUAUUUGAUCAAAUCGAAGUGCAUCCGCUAAAGGAGAAUGGCAUCAACUUGCCGGUGACGCAUGAGAACAAAGAGGAAUACGUGGAGCUUUAUGUCGAUUUCCUUCUCAACAAGUCCGUAGCGAAUCAGUUUAAAUCAUUCAAUCAGGGCUUCCAGAAGGUAUGUGGUGGCAGAAUAAUUAAACUAUUUAGAUCACAUGAACUAAUGUCUGUCGUUAUUGGAAAUGAGGAAUACGAUUGGGAUCUAUUCGAAACGAACUGUGAAUACAAAAAUGGUUAUUCGGCGAACGAUCAACAAAUUAGAUGGUUUUGGGAAACGUUUCAUGAGCUGUCCAUCGAUGAUAAGAAAAAGUUCUUAUUGUUCUUGACUGGCAGCGACCGUGUGCCUAUACAGGGAAUGAAGGAUAUUAAAAUCCGAAUACAACCAGUAGCUGACGACAGAUUCUUUCCAGUAGCCCACACUUGUUUCAACCUGCUCGAUCUACCGCGCUACAAGACGAAGGAACGUCUCAAAUAUUAUCUACUGCAAGCCAUCCAGCAAACGCAAGGAUUCUCCCUUGUAUGAAUAUGUUGUGUGUUGAAUGUUGAUUACAUAAUUGUUUGUUUUAAGGUUCAUUUCUGACUGAGUUAUGACUGAAUAGGGAUACCAGAUUCUAAUUACAUAAGUGACAUAAAAUUAUAUGGUGAUAAAAAUCAGGCACAGUUAAAUCCUAUUUUAUAGAAUAAAUAAGGCAUAGAAUUUAUUAUCUGUUUUUUAUUAUAGAAUUAAAAUUUUAAUGGAGAAUUUUAAGUCGCGUGUUGCACUGUUUUAUCAUUUUAUACUUAACGAGCUUAAGAGUGCAACGUUAACGAGGAUUAACUUGAGUUUGAUUUUUAUUAACCCACUUUGUAAAGUGUUUUUGGCUGGUUUAAAUCAUGACUAUAGUGCCAUUACACGGUAUUACGCAGGAAGCUUGUUCACUUUGGAUUUUCAGACAUUUGAUAUACAUAUAUAGACGGUACUCAUUCCUAAAAACUAGUGUUUAACACUUUAUCGAUUCUUGUUCCAUAUAAUUCUGUAUUAGAUUAUAUGAUUGGGUUAAACAAAUAACGAAUUUUAACACUAGUUGCAUUCAUUGCACGCCGAAACAUGCCUUCAACUUAGUAGAAAUUGUAGGGACAUGACUGUUAAAUUAUCGAUAAGUAAUUAAUGCUUAGGGCAAACAUGGUCGAGAUAGUUUCACUUAGAAGAAUAUAGAAUGAUAUUUUACCCUGUUUGAAUACUAAAAUAAUUAUAUGCCAAUAAUACAUAUAGCUUUUACAAUUGCUAGACUUUCCGUUGGUGCCUUUGGUAAAUAACGGUAUUUUACACUGAUAUGAAUACUUUUUAAAUUAAAUGUAAUGCGUGUUGUGUUAAAUUAUUUUUAUCAUUAUGCAUUUAUGUAGAAGUUGUUCUGUGUCUUUGAUUACGGGGUACUGAUAUUACAAUUCCAAGGUCUUGGCUAUUUAUCGUGUUGACGAGUUUUAAUUUUAAAUAUAGAGGCUUGUUGAAACUUGGUGAUUUUAACUGCUUAAUUUUAUUAUUGGGUGUGGCCAAGAUUAAAUAGUUGAAUGAUGUCCACGAAUUUAUAAUAAUGUGGCAAGACAAAUGCUAUGAAUAAUAGCAGAAUUCGAUCAAAUUAUUGUGAAGCAUCAUGUUUGUCACUGUGAUAUUAAUGGUAUGCCAUCCAUUCGUUGACCAUAGUGAAAUUGCUUUUACGAUCGUUAUUAGUUAACUUUUUAAAUGUUUGUACAUGAAUGUAUAUGGUACUUAGCUUGGCUAGUUCGCUGUUAUGUUUCGAAGCAUUUAAGUAUGCACUUUGGCCUAGCUGUAGGACAUGGUUGGUACACAAUGUAUCUAUUGUAUAAUAAUAUAUUAUUUUCAUAUUGAUAUACGUGUUUUUGUCAUACGAUUUUUUGUAUAAGGUAACAUAAGUGUAUACACUUGUGUAAUAUAAAGACGUUUUGGCAUU